Molecule: messenger RNA, 4996 nt
Organism: Pyrus x bretschneideri (Chinese white pear)
Lineage: Eukaryota; Viridiplantae; Streptophyta; Magnoliopsida; Rosales; Rosaceae
Product: disease resistance protein At4g27190-like
Exons: 6
Coding region: 390-4484 (1364 amino acids)
Molecular function (GO): ADP binding; ATP hydrolysis activity
Source: RefSeq, a predicted model, not a curated record
UGUUUAUUUUUACCCAUGUGUGACUGAGAAACAAAAGUGUUGGUCUUACAUUAUAUUUUCUAGCAAAUUCGUGAAGCACCAGGUCUAGUACCAGACAUACUGUUGUUGAACAAGGCAUAGAUUUCAGAAUUUCAUUUUUUCUCUAUCAGAUGGUUACAUUGGGUUGAUUUACAAUACAUCACCACUACCAGUACAGACAUAUGAUUUGUUGUUGAACAAGGCAUAGAUUUCAAAAUUUCAAUUUUACUCUGCCGGACAAUCUCAUUGCUUUGUCGGACAGUUGCAUUGCGUUGAUUUACGAUACAGGCAUUAGAGCACUGAGCGCGAGACUUACAAAAGCCAGCAACAAAGAGGAGCAUUCCAGCCGUAGUCUUUGAUUUCAGAAGGACAUGGAAAUUAUAAUUGCAAUUGCCUCAAAAAUUGGAGAGUCCUUGGUCACACCAUUAGGAAGAGAGUUUGACUAUUCGGUUAAUUACCAUUCCAACCUUGAAAGUCUUAAGGGUGAGAUAAAAAAGCUUUUUGACAGGAAAGAUGGAGUGCAAAGAUGGGUAGAUGCUGCCCAAAGGAACGGUGAAAAUAUCAAACCCGAUGUUCAGAGUUGGCUAAAGAAUGUGAACGACAUGAUCCAAAAAGUGUCGCAUUUUGAGGAUGAAAUUAAUAAGAAAAGGCGAUGUAUGUAUCGAUGGAACUUGAGUCGGAAAGCCUAUAAGAUUAAACAAGAUGUUCUUCAGCUCCAAAACGAAGGCAAAUUUGAAAAUGUGCAUCCUGCACCUCCACCAGAGAUAUGGUCAACAUUCGAAAAAGGUUUUAAGGAUUUUAAGUCCAGAAUGGCAAACAUGAAUGAGGUGAUGGAGGGUUUGAAGAGGGAAGAAGUACGAAUGAUCGGGAUUUGUGGAAUGGGGGGUGUGGGUAAAACCACAAUGGUAAAAGAAAUCAUCACAAGAUUGGAAAAACUGAAACUGUUUGAUAAAAUUGUGAUGGCAACUGUGUCUCAAAGUCCAAGUAUUAGGACGAUCCAGUCAGAAAUUGCAGACGGAAUAGAAUUGAAAUUUGAAGAGGAAUCCGAGUCCGGAAGAGCACGAAGGCUACGUGGGAGACUCAUGGAAAUAAAAAGGAUCCUGAUUGUAUUAGAUGAUGUCUGGACAGAGCCUAAUUUUGAGGCUAUUGGACUCCCUUCUGGAGAUGCUCAUAAAGGGUGCAGAGUCUUGUUGACAUCACGAGAUAAGGAAGUCUGCAACAGGAUGGGAAUUCAACUAAUUAUUGCAGUGCCAACUUUAACAACAGAAGAAUCACGGGAGCUCUUUCGAGAAAUGGUGGCUGCAUCCUUCAAUGAUCCCAAUUUACGUUCCACUGCAGAAGAGGUCAUGAAAGAAUGUGGACGUUUACCCAUUGCUAUUGUAACUGUUGGAAAAGCACUGGAAAAGAGAAGGAAGCAUGAAUGGGAUGAUGCCCUUAAUCAGCUGCGAAAUUCUACCCCAGUGAACAUCCCUGGACUGGACAACAAAGUUUAUUCUAGCAUAAAAUUGAGUUAUGAUGGCUUGGAAAGUGAUGAAGCAAAGUCAUGUUUUUUACUUUGUUGUUUAUUUCCAGAAGAUUAUGAUAUUCCAAUAGAGUAUUUGGUUCGAUAUGGGUGGGGUCGAGGAUAUUUUAGCAGCAUAGUUACUUUGGAAGAUGCAAGAAAUAGAGUGCAUUCUUUGGUUGACCAACUAAAAAGAAGGUUUUUGUUACUAGAUGGUGGCAGGAGUGAGACUACAAAAAUGCAUGACAUAGUUCGCGAUGUUGCCAUAUCGAUUGCUUCUAGAGAUCCACAUCGAUUUCUGGUAAGAAGUCAUGCUGAAAAUAAAGAGUGGCCAAAUUUAGCUACAUAUGACACAAUCUCACUGGUUGGCUAUCUAGAGAUUCCAGUUGGUUGCCCAAAACUUGAGCUUCUACAGACGAUGAAAGGACGUUUUUCAAAAGGUAACAUGGACAUCAUUUGUAAUGCGAUGAAAGAACUAAAGGUUUUAGCUUUGGUGGGAAUGGAAAUGGAAGACCUAGGCUCAUCAAGAUCACCAGGAGUACUGAAGAACCUGCGGACCUUGAUCCUAGAUGGGUCAGACUUUGAUGGCAUGUCUACUGAUGUUAUUGGGCCUUUGGAAAAUUUAGAAAUCCUCAGCUUUCGGGAUUGUUAUUACAUGUGUGAGUUGCCGAGCGAAAUUGGACGACUUAAACGGUUGAGGUUGUUAGAUACGACAAACUGCAGGAAUCUUGAGGUGAUUCCACAUGGUAUCUUCUCCAGCUUAUGUAGACUUGAAGAGUUGUAUAUGUUUGGAAGCUUUGAUAAAUGGGAAAUUGGAACAGGAAGAGAAGAAAAGGGGAUGGCAAGCAUUUCUGAGGUGAUGUCUCUGUCUCUUCAUUUGAAGGUUCUAUCCAUACAGAUACCCAGUGUCAUCCACUUGUUGCCAAAAGACAUAGUCUUGAAAAGCCCAACAAUAAAAUUCCAUGCAUACUUUGGAACUGGGGCAACGGCAUUUUGGGAGAUGAUCCAUAGACGUGCUGAAAGUGAUGCAAGGAAGUUGAUGACGACAACUUAUGCGUUCGAAAAUUGUUUGAUGAUUGAUGAAAGUGAUGCAAGGGAGUUGAUGGAGAGUCAAGCAGUUAGACUUAUGUUGAAAAAAUCUAAAAAAUUGGCUUUGCGCAAUCUUAAGAAUUUAUCUGCCCUCACUGAUUUAGACGAAGAGAAAUUUCAAGAUCUGAAAGUUUUGUAUCUUGAUCAUUGUCCAAAUAUCGAGUAUCUUGUAAAUGGAACAAGUGCACUCUUUCCUCGCAUACAAUCAGCUAGUCAGCUUCCGAAUAGCUUUUUGACCAACCUAAGAUUCCUUCGAUUGUCAAGUUGUGGUGUCUUAAAGUAUGCCUUUUCACUAUCAGUAGUAAGAAACUUGGUACAACUCGAGGAAUUAGAUAUUGGUGGAUGUGAUCAAAUGGAAGAAAUUGUGUCGAAGCAGGGGAGGGAACACGAUGAGGAAGCCGAUAUGAUAUCUUUCCAUAAAUUAACCAAUUUGAAUCUCUGGAGUCUACGGAGUUUGGUUGGUUUCUUCCAAGCUAACAAGCUAUACUCCAACCAAGAGGAAACAACGGCAAGGGUUGAGCAUCAAUCUGCAGGAAUAUUUGAAAAAGCAAUAUUUCCAUCAAAGUGCAUUUCAUGGUUUCCAAGUUUAGAAGAGGUACGAUUGACAUAUAUGAAGUUUGAAGGCAUGCUAUUUGAUCUGAAAAUCCAUAUAGUUAUGGAUGGGCAGACAUCUCGAACAUUUCCCCAGUUACGUAAGUUGGAGAUAUCCAGGUGUAAGUUUACACACUUGUGGAAAAACAUUCCGUCUGGAUUCCAGGGCUUCCAAAAUUUGAGAUAUUUGUAUGUGAGUGGAUGUUCUGGUCUAGAUUAUGUGUUCUCGCAUUUAAUUGCCUCAGAACUUUUGAAUCUUGAAGAGGUAGAUAUAUCUGAAUGUCGGGCCAUGGAAACUAUAGUCAGAAUCAGAGAGGAAAAUGAAGAGGAGGCGACAAAAUACAUGAUUUUGUUUCCCAGACUGAACAGAUUUAAACUAGUAGACCUGCGUCGUCUCUCAAGUUUUUGUCCAGCGGAAUCUACAUUUCAAUGGUCAUCCACGAAAAAUAUGCACGUGUACGGAUGUCAAAAAUUGAAGACAUUGGGUGCUGUAAUUCCACAAAGAAAGAAGUUGGAGAAUAAGUCUGAGAAGGACUCAACAAGUCAUGAUUUCAGCACUGAUGGAUGUGGAUGCAUACCAUAUUCAAGACGAAACGCCCAACGCCCCAUUGAAAUAUUGCCACGUCCAAUUAAUCAGGAGGUUACACCAACUAAUCUGGAGGACUCAAAUGAUGAUGAUAAUCUUGAAAAUCUUUGUGUAAUUGACUGUAAUUCAAUGGAAGUGAUUUUCCAACUCAAGGGACCAAAGCAUGAAGAAAGUAGUCACUCCGUUGAAGCAUUCAAAAAAUUGAGGUCCUUGCGGUUAGAUACGUCGCCAAGUUUAACGCGUGUUUGGGAGACGGGUAGUUCACAACCGAUGUUCGCAGGAAGCAGCUUCGGAAACUUGAAAUGGUUGAGGGUCUAUCGUUGCAACCAGUUGAAAUACUUGUUUUCGUCGUCCAUAGUCAAACUCCUUGUGAGUGUAGAGGACAUAAAAGUUACGAACUGUGAGCAGAUGGAAGAAAUCGUUGCCGCAGAAGAAGAAACAGCUGAAAUAAUUACAUUACCUAAAGUGAAGUCCAUCAAGCUUAAAAGUCUGCCAAAACUCAAGUAUUUUUGUGGCGAAGCUUACACUUUGAAGUUGCCGUCUUUGGAGUUAUUGAAGGUUAUUAAUGUGCAAGACUUAAGGCCAUUUGAUUCUAAGCUUGUUGACACGCAUAAUCCCCGAUUGCAAGUAAAACCCGCAUUUCGACAGGAAUGGACAAGUGACGAUGAAAAUGAAGAUGACGUGGAUGAAGAUGUCUAACACAAUUGAUUGAUCAAGAACAAAGGUCAUGUUUCCAUCUCCAACUUCUUCUGGGUUUAGUAAAAACUGAUGAAAUUAUCUAUAAAGUAGUCAAAAAAUUAUUCUACCAUGUUUUAUAGAAUAUAUACAUACAUGGAUAGUACUUAAAAAAUUGAACAAUAAGGAUCGUCAAACCACAUUCUGCUACCUAAUUGAUUUUUUUGAGGUACCCAAUGCAAGUCGAUCUAUAAUAUGCAAGUACUAACCUUGAGAAGCCAUUGAUAUGAACAAGAUUGAACCAUGAUUAGCAACGAACAAGCAAAGAUCUUCAUCUCUCUCUACACGCCUUAUGCACUCCUAUAUGGGGUAGUGUUUUGUGCUAGAAUAAUGUGUAUAAAAGUGGGACCUAAGCCUUAUAUUUAUAGGUGAGAGUAUUAGGUUUCUCGCCCAUAAAGAAAACCCUAAUACAGAUCUUUAGCACCUCUAAAAUCCAUGAACUAAUAGGAUUGAUAUUCCCAAAAAUUAUUGCUAUA